This is a messenger RNA of Fusarium poae, 780 nucleotides long. RefSeq lists its product as uncharacterized. The transcript has 3 exons. NCBI's taxonomy places the organism in Eukaryota, Fungi, Ascomycota, Sordariomycetes, Hypocreales, Nectriaceae. Bases 1 to 780 code for a protein of 259 amino acids. The record is from RefSeq and is a predicted model, not a curated record.
AUGACGGGCGCUAUCGCUACCCCUCGGUACAGCAACGACGAUUUCGAGACAGCUUCGGUUCGUUCAGCUGCUCCUUCUUAUGCUCUACCUUAUAUCGUGAAGCUGGACGCUGCUAGCAAAAGCUCCGCAAUCUGGCACGAAAUCAUUUUUGCUGACCUGUUCACCGCUCCAGUCUCGGAAGCUCCCUCUUACCACUCAACAAACCCGUUUCCCGAGACCUUGCCUUCAUACACCCCUCCAGCUCGAAACCAUGCGGUUGUGAGAAGCUCCAUGAUUCCUUCCAGCAGUGGCACAUCCACUCCCACUGCGCGCCAACAGACUAUCGGCCUGCCUCCAGUACCCGCGGCCCCUUUGCGAUCCCAGCCGAAUUUAGACAACUUUCGUAUUGCGACGUGGUCAUCUGUAUCCAGCAACCCCGCCGCUCGACACUACCAGAACGUUGCCAACCGAAGAUUAACAGCACAACGUGAUCCCGUAGACAGCCUUCGUCGCGUUAUGACCGAUAUCAGCGAACAAGCACCAGAGAGAUACACCUCCAGGCCUUUGGAGGAUCCCUACUUGGUUGGUGAGGUGGCUGCUUCUCGGGCCCGUCGAGAACGGGUUGCACGGGAGUCGGGGGAUGAUAUUCUGAUCCGAGAAGACCGCCAAUGGGACUGGUUCCUAGCUCGGAUGAAGGACUCGGAUGAGCGGCAGAGAAGCUGGACUUCUUACCGCCGAGAACAGGAUGCUGGGAGCCGCAAAAAGCUGUUCCGUCGUAUGGGAGGAAGGCGUUUGUUGUAA